AUGAGUACUUUUAUACAAUCGCAAUUUGCAGUUUCUGACAAGCAAAUAUUUGAUUUUUAAAAACCCUAAGAGUAUUCUGAUUCAGAAGAGGAAGAAAUGCGUUUAUAGCUAUAAUUAAUGAAUAGCAAGGAUUUGAAAAAAUAAAAGAAACUAUUUGACAUUGAAAGCAUAAAGAGUGAGCUUAACAGUAGACCAUCACUCGAAAUGGAAUAAUAUCCUUAAAAAUUUGGUAGAAAAAUAUAGAAAGCCAGUAUGAGAUAAUUACCUCAUCUGUUUAUUCCAACAUCUUCAGUGUUGAUUGAAUAACUUGGAAAUAUUCGAGCAUUUAAAAUGAUGAAAGAGUAAGUUCCACCAGAGGUGAUGCAUAAAGUAUAUACUUAAUUAAGGUAUGUAUAUAAAUAGAUUUAGAUAUUAGUAUGUUUAAGCAUUCAAUGUAAUUUACAGAUAAGGGGAUUAAAAUAAACGAUACUAUAUUGUAUUAGAUGGUAGAUGUGUUGUUAUGAAACCCAGAGAGAAAAUGGUAGGAAUCUAAAAGGUAGAAUUCGAUAUUGAAAAUUAAACAACGAACGAUAACAAAAUUCCUUAAGAUCCAUAUGGAUUAAAGAAUUUAUUUCCUGAUUACCUUGUAGUAAAAAUGAUUUUUUAAGGAGAGUAUAAUUAUAUAAUAAUAUAUAAGUUCAUUUGGAGAAGUAGCUAUCAAAUUAGAAAGUACACGUGCAUCUACAGUUUUUGCUGUAGAAAAUACACAUCUAUUAUAUAUAAGUGAAGCUGCUUAUAUUUAGCUUCUUGAUCCUUAUUUGAGUUAAGUACUUGAAGAUAAAAUUUAAUAUUUUAAAAAGAAUAUUAUUUUCACAUCUGUUGAAACUGAUAUAACUGAAAUCAUGGGUAUAUUACUUGAAUGUCACAAAAUAACAUAUAAAGCAGGAGAUACUAUUUAUGAUGAGGGAAAUAAAUCUAAUUAUAUUUAUUUUAUCGUAAGUGGAGAAGUAGAAUUAUCUAAAAAGGUUGCUGAUACAAAUUUAGUAUUAUCAUCUUAUGGAGAAUAUUAAUAAUUUGGAGAAAUUGAAAUACUCAAUAAAAUUGAAAGAUUUACUAAAGCAAGAGUUAUUACACCAAGAUUAAUUGUAUAUAAAAUAAGGAAGACUAAAUUCUUUAAUAAUUUAGGUAACUUUCUUGUCUAUGAAAAUAUGAAAAGAAAAUCCAUACUUAUAUUAAAACAUUGGAAACUUAUCUUUAAUUCUGCUCUAUCCUAAAUUAAUAGAUAAACUGAUGUAAUUACCUAAUUUUAUUUAUUAAGCCAUAUCUAAGUUCACAUCGUAGAUAAUUAAAAUCAAAAAAGAAUAAACAUGAUAGUUCUAAUUAAAGUUUAAGUUAAGUCUAAGUCUUUUAACAUUUAACUGAUGCUGGAAUAUUUUCAGAUGACUAAUAACAUUAUUUAGGUUCCGAUGAUACAAAUUCAAAAAGAGGAUUCAGCAGUGCUUUGUAAUAAUUUUAAGCCAAAUUAAAAAAAUAAGGAAAUCAUGCUUCUCAAAUAGAAUCAGCUACAAAUAAAGUUAGAGAUAAGUAUCUAUUUAUAUUAUUAUAGAACUUUUACAACAGAUGAAUAUUAAUCUCCUAAGCCUAUUGUACAUGGCAAAUUUUCUUUUCAUGUUAAAUUACCUACUAUCAGUCCAAAUAAAAUUCUACCUUAAAUGAAUUUAGAUUAAAUACUUGAUUCAAUCACUAAACUUCCUAAAGUUCCUACUGAUAAUCUUGUUAUCUCUUUGAUGUAUUAAUAAGCUUAUAAGUCUAAUAAUCCAGAUAAAAGAGCUAGGCAAAUUUAAUAAGUUAUACAAGCUUCAUUUAGAAAUGUUAGAAAACAUUUAGAAUCUAAAGAUAAAAAAUAAAUAUACCAUAGAUUUAAAUCAUAAGAUUCAUUAUUAAGAAACUUAAGAAUGAGUGAUAAUAUUGAAGAAAAAAAAGAAAAAAUAGAUUAUUUAAACUUUGUUCAUCCUAAACAAAUAUUUUGA
This is a messenger RNA of Paramecium sonneborni, 2009 nucleotides long. The record is from the annotation of a GenBank genome assembly. Lineage: Eukaryota; Ciliophora; Oligohymenophorea; Peniculida; Parameciidae.